AUGUCCCAUGAUUUCGAGGAGCGCUCUGCAGACCAUGUCAGAGACUUCCGGCUCAAGCCACGGAGGCUCAGCCAUGGAAAGACAAGAUACUAUGUGGGAGUAAAAUGGCCCGCCAAAAAGCCCGGGCACCAAGGAAGCCGAGCCGAAGAAGCCGAAGCGCCGCUGCAGCCGCCGCCGCCGCUGCAGCCGCCGCCGCCGCUGCAGCCGCCGUCGCCGCUGCAGCCUCCGCCGCCGCCGCUGGUGCUGCAGCGGGUCCAGGAGGGCCUGAGCCUCUCGCAGGAGGCCGUGAACGUCAUGGAUUCGUUCGUGAAGGACAUCUUUGAGCGAAUCACCGAUGAGGCGGCGCGCCUGGUCCGCUCCAGCAAGCGCUCCAUCCUCACCUCCAGAGACAUGCAGACCUCCGUGCGCCUGCUGCUGCCUGGGAAGAGGGGCAAGCACGCCAUAUCCAGCGCCACCAAGGCAGUCAUUCGGUACCUAACCGGCAAAUGA
Messenger RNA from Balaenoptera ricei (Rice's whale), 489 nucleotides. Its product is annotated as late histone H2B.L4-like. The record is from RefSeq and is a predicted model, not a curated record. The coding region runs from base 1 to 489 and encodes 162 amino acids. Gene Ontology annotation, molecular function: protein heterodimerization activity; DNA binding; structural constituent of chromatin. Lineage: Eukaryota; Metazoa; Chordata; Mammalia; Artiodactyla; Balaenopteridae. Gene Ontology annotation, biological process: nucleosome assembly. Gene Ontology annotation, cellular component: nucleosome. The transcript has 3 exons.